This is a messenger RNA of Ilex paraguariensis (yerba mate), 534 nucleotides long. Lineage: Eukaryota; Viridiplantae; Streptophyta; Magnoliopsida; Aquifoliales; Aquifoliaceae. The record is from the annotation of a GenBank genome assembly.
AUGGGAGCCGUGGGGUUGAUGUUGAUGGUUGCAGUUUCAUUUUUGAUAGGUUCUAUCAAUGUCAUUGAAGCUUGGAAGGAGGAAGCAGCUGGAGCUGGAGUCAUACAUGUGGGUGGCAAAGUGCUGUGCCAGGACUGCACCCUGGGCUGGAAUGAGUGGGUCCACGGUGCCAAGCCCAUCAAAGGCUGCAAGGUAUCCAUAACGUGCAUGGAUGAUAGGAGUAGAGUUGUAUACUAUGGAAGUGACGACACUGAUGAGGCUGGUAAUUUUGAGAUGAUCAUAAACAAGUACAUCAAUGGGAAAGUGCUCAAACCCACAAACUGUUUUCUAAGGCUGGUUUCAUCACCAGACCCUGUCUGCAACAUUGUCACCGAUUUUUCCGGUGGCCGGAGAGGGGUGAAGCUCGGCCGACCCACCAUGGUGUACCGAGAUAUGAUCAAACAUGUGCUCGGCCCAUUCUACUACACAACACCCAUGUGUGAUCAACCCGAUACCGGCAAUCAAUCUGAUGAUGGCAAAGGAACUAAUUACUGA